Vidua macroura (Pin-tailed whydah) is the source of this 4905-nucleotide messenger RNA. RefSeq names its product neuroligin 3 (gene NLGN3). Gene Ontology annotation, biological process: modulation of chemical synaptic transmission; neuron cell-cell adhesion; postsynaptic membrane assembly. The transcript is spliced from 7 exons. The record is from RefSeq and is a predicted model, not a curated record. NCBI's taxonomy places the organism in Eukaryota, Metazoa, Chordata, Aves, Passeriformes, Viduidae. Gene Ontology annotation, molecular function: signaling receptor activity; neurexin family protein binding. Gene Ontology annotation, cellular component: cell surface; synapse; postsynaptic specialization membrane. The coding region runs from base 466 to 3027 and encodes 853 amino acids.
GGCAGAUCAAGUGUGUGUCUGCACAUGCUCUGCUUGUUCAGCCCGCUUUUGCCUGCUCCCGGAGCCACCUGCCUGGGUGGUGGCAGAGUCAAUGAGGACCCAUGGGUGGGAGGCUCAGCCAGAGAUCCUGGCUCCUUCUGCAGGUCUUCAACUCUUCCAGAGCAAGUCUGCUGUUAAUUCCCUCCAUCUCUCCACAGUAUCAGCAGUCACCUCCGAGCUGGGACGCUGGCAGGCAGGCAGCAGCAGGCAGCUGGGAGGCUGUGAGGAGCUGGUGCCACAUCUCCCCGCAUCCGUGCUCCCGACUCACCCAGCAGAAGGUGUGGCUGGGCUGCGCACUCCUGACUCCUGUCUCUUCUGCUCCGUCUGUUCCUGGUGGGCAAACCGGAGGCUUGGUGUGAUGGGGGUGCUCUGAGACCUCGCCCCAGGAGCUUCAGGCCUGGAUGUUGGUGCUGUUUCUCCCGGACAAUGUGGCUGAUACUCUGGAGAAGCCCUCUCUUCCCCCCUGUUCUCCAAGUGCCUGAGCUGGUGGCCAGCUGGGACCUGCGUCUCACCCUCUGGUUCCUGAGCUUUGCCUCGAUGGCUGUGCAGAUGGAGGGCCAGGUCUACUCGCCCACUGUCAACACACACUAUGGGAAGUUACGAGGCGUGCGCGUGCCGUUGCCCAGUGAGAUCCUGGGGCCCGUGGACCAGUACCUGGGGGUUCCUUAUGCCGCUCCCCCCGUCGGGGAGAAGAGAUUCAUGCCCCCUGAGCCACCACCUUCCUGGUCAGGUAUCAGGAACGCUACCCACUUCUCACCAGUCUGCCCCCAGAACAUCCACAACGCUGUUCCCGAGAUCAUGCUGCCCAUCUGGUUUACCUCCAAUUUGGAUAUUGUGGCCACGUACAUCCAGGACCCCAACGAGGACUGUCUGUACCUCAACAUCUACAUCCCCACGGAGGAUGUAAAACGGAUUUCCAAGGAAUGCACCCGAAAGCCCAACAAGAAAAUAUGUAGGAAAGGAGGAGCCAGCGCUAAGAAACAGGGCGAGGACUUAGCGGAUAAUGACGGUGAUGAAGACGAAGACAUCCGGGACAGCGGGGCCAAGCCGGUGAUGGUCUAUAUCCACGGUGGCUCGUACAUGGAGGGCACGGGGAACAUGAUAGACGGCAGCAUCCUGGCCAGCUAUGGGAACGUGAUUGUCAUCACGCUGAACUACCGCGUUGGAGUGCUCGGGUUCCUGAGCACGGGGGACCAGGCUGCCAAGGGCAAUUACGGGCUGCUGGACCAGAUCCAGGCGCUGCGCUGGGUCAGCGAGAACAUCGCCUUCUUUGGGGGAGAUCCCUUGCGGAUCACUGUCUUCGGCUCCGGCAUCGGUGCCUCCUGUGUCAGCCUGCUCACCCUCUCCCACCACUCUGAAGGUCUCUUCCAGAGAGCCAUCAUCCAGAGUGGCUCAGCGCUCUCCAGCUGGGCAGUGAACUACCAGCCUGUGAAGUACACCAGCAUGCUGGCUGACAAGGUGGGCUGCAAUGUGCUGGACACCGUGGACAUGGUGGACUGCCUGCGGCAGAAGAGUGCCAAGGAGCUGGUAGAGCAAGACAUCCAGCCAGCCCGCUACCAUGUGGCCUUCGGGCCAGUCAUUGAUGGGGACGUGAUCCCGGAUGACCCCGAGAUCCUGAUGGAGCAGGGCGAGUUCCUCAACUACGAUAUCAUGCUGGGGGUCAACCAGGGUGAAGGGCUGAAGUUUGUGGAGGGUGUGGUGGACCCUGAGGACGGCGUCUCAGGCAGUGACUUUGACUACUCAGUCUCCAACUUUGUAGACAACCUUUACGGCUACCCUGAGGGCAAGGACACCUUGAGGGAGACCAUCAAGUUCAUGUACACGGACUGGGCCGACCGGGACAACCCCGAGACACGUCGCAAGACCCUGGUGGCCCUCUUCACCGACCACCAGUGGGUGGAACCGUCGGUGGUGACAGCCGACCUCCACGCCCGCUAUGGCUCCCCCACCUACUUCUACGCCUUCUACCACCACUGCCAGAGCCUGAUGAAGCCUGCAUGGUCCGAUGCAGCCCACGGGGAUGAGGUGCCUUACGUGUUUGGGAUCCCCAUGAUUGGCCCCACAGACCUCUUUCCCUGCAACUUCUCCAAGAACGACGUCAUGCUCAGCGCUGUGGUGAUGACCUACUGGACCAACUUUGCCAAGACAGGGGACCCCAACAAGCCUGUCCCCCAGGACACCAAGUUCAUCCACACCAAGGCCAACCGGUUUGAGGAGGUGGCCUGGUCCAAGUACAACCCCCGUGACCAGCUGUACCUGCACAUUGGGCUGAAGCCACGGGUACGCGACCACUACCGGGCCACCAAGGUGGCUUUCUGGAAGCACCUGGUUCCUCACCUGUACAACCUGCACGAUAUGUUCCACUACACCUCCACCACCACCAAAGUGCCACCACCCGACACCACACAGAAUUCCCACAUCACGCGCCGGCCCAACAGCAAGAUCUGGACCACCAAGCGCCCCGCCAUCUCGCCCGCCUACAACAGCGAGAACGGGAAGGAGAAGUGGAGCCCAGAGCAAGAGGCGGGCACGCUGCUCGAGAGCCCCCGCGACUACUCCACUGAACUGAGCGUCACCAUCGCCGUGGGCGCCUCCCUCCUCUUCCUCAACGUGCUGGCCUUCGCCGCCCUCUACUACCGCAAGGACAAGCGCCGGCAGGACACGCACCGGCAGCCCAGCCCGCAGCGCGGUGCCUCCAACGACAUCGCCCACGCGCCCGAUGAGGAGAUGCCCUCCUUGCAGGUGAGCCAGGGGCACCACGAGUGCGAAGCUGUGCCAUCCCACGACACCCUGCGCCUGGCCGCUCUGCCCGACUACACCCUCACCUUGCGCCGCUCUCCGGACGACAUCCCGCUUAUGACCCCCAACACCAUCACCAUGAUCCCCAACUCGCUGGUGGGGCUGCAGACCCUGCACCCCUACAACACCUUCACCGCCGGCUUCAACAGCACGGGGCUUCCGCACUCACACUCCACCACCAGGGUAUAGCUGCCCGCCGCCGGCGCACACGCAUGCACGCACACACACACACACACACACACGCAGCAGACACUGGCAGAGGGACCGGCGGAGCCCGCAGAGCCCCCGGACGGAGAGGCAGCGCCCACGGAUGGUGCAGCUCCCAGCCCAGAGACGUGUGGGGUCCCAGAGCGGCCCCAGCGCUUUCUUUUGUUCCUGUCUAACUUUUGAGAAGUGCUUUGACUCUCCUGGCCUCGGGACCCCGUGGGUUGCCCCGUGGGAUGCCAGUGGGGUGCAGGAGGGACGUGGUGGAGUCCUGCACAACCCACCCGCGCAGGUGGGCAGGGGUACCCCACUGUCAAUGGCCACAGGGUUCCCAGUGCCGUGGCUGUGCCUCCCAGAGGGGCGAUCACAUCCCCAGUGCCAAGCCCACCGAGCACCCUGGGACUGACGAGCAGCGGGACCGGGCAUCCCUCUCGGCCAGUGCCCAGACAUCCCCAGGCAUCUUGGCAGCCCUGGAAAAGGUUCCUUCACUGUGCUGAGAAGUGGCCCCAGGCCAUGGUGCUAUAGGCAGAGGGAAUGGGCAGAGUCCAGGGACCUGGCCUUGUGCUGGAUGCGGGCGCUGGGGCUGAUGCUGGGGCUCAGGGACGCUGGGAGUGGGGCCCUGGGCUGGAGACUUGGCACCUCUGCCCCUCUUUGCGCUGCAGAGAAUCUCUUUUGUGUCAGUCAUUUCUCUUUGCAGAGACGUUUUUUAAGCAGAUCUUUAGUUCUUUACACACUAACGGAGUCGCCGCGUUUUGUCCUUUGUAAAGAUUUUAAAACCAAGUGUUCUUGAUAUAAAAUAAAAAGCCAGUUAGAAGCCAGCGUGUGCGCACGGUGCCGGCCCCCCAUGGAGCCCGCCUGCCGUAGUUGGGCACCAGGCAGGGCAGUGCCUCCCGCACUGUGGGGCUGCGCUCUUUUGUAUUUUUUGAUAUUCUCCCUCCUCUGUCACCCGUGCCCACAUAUAUCAGCCAAAAAGCCUAUCCAACGGCCUGCCUGCGAGCACCCCUGCCCCGGUCCCUCACUGCCACCACUGGCCAGUGCCACCCACCACCCCGUGUGGGCAUCACCUGCUCUGAGCACUGUCUGUUCACUCCCAUGAACCCGGGACAGCCCCUCAUGCUCCCCACCCUGCCCUGCUCCCCCAGGAGCAUCCCACAUCCCUUCACCACUGCCCCAGGCUGAGCCGUGCCCUCCCUGCCCAUGCUUGCUGCCCAAAAGCAGAGCCAGUGGUUUGCAGCCUGUGGCAGGAGUGGGGUGACAGAAGCAGGGUGAGCUGCUCACCAGCAUCAACUCUGCCUCCCAGGUUGCUUCCACUGGGGCCUUUACUCCAUCGUGGGCUGACCCCAGCUCCGGCAUCCAGGAUGUGCAGCUGGAACAGAUGCCUGGACAGGGACUCUGGGGGGUAACGUGGGGCUGGGAGCAUCUGCUGUGGCCACUGAGCCACACGUGGCUCUAGGCAAGUGGCUUUGUGUGGUCGGGCAUGAAGAAGGAGCUGCAGGGGAUCCCACGUGGGGUACCCCAGGCUCAGCCCCCCAAGGUGAGCAGUAGCACCUGGGGCCUGGGGAGGCAGGAGAAAGGGACAGGUCCUUGUGGGGACACCAUAUCUUGUCCCUGUGCAAGACGGUCCGGCUGGCAGACGCUGCCCGUGCUGGCGGCCGUGACGCACCGGUGCCGGCUGGCCCUGCUGCCUGGGGCCAGCGCAUCGAUGGCCCUGCUGGCCCUACUGCCCCGGGGCCAGCACAACAGCGGCCCUGCGCCCCGCCCCGCGCAGGGCUGAGGGUGAGGAUGCUCGUUGGAGAAUGUAUUUAUACCCUGUCACCCGUGCAGAGUAACAAGUUCCAAAUAAAACAGAAGUGAUAUUUUUAA